Molecule: messenger RNA, 1533 nt
Organism: Coprinopsis cinerea okayama7#130
Lineage: Eukaryota; Fungi; Basidiomycota; Agaricomycetes; Agaricales; Psathyrellaceae
Product: NADPH-ferrihemoprotein reductase
Exons: 10
Coding region: 1-1533 (510 amino acids)
Cellular component (GO): cytosol
Molecular function (GO): oxidoreductase activity; flavin adenine dinucleotide binding; FMN binding
Source: RefSeq, a predicted model, not a curated record
AUGAACAACGAAGAGUUCGACGGUGUCGAAGAAAUUCCAAGAGAACUGCUCAUUCUCUAUGCGACAGAGACAGGAAACUCCCAAGACUGUGCAGACUACAUCGCUCGACAGUGUAGACGAAUCGCGUUCAGGUGCCGGGUAGUGAGCAUGGACAAGUAUUCCCUGCCUGACCUGAUAUCCGAACCACUUGUGAUAUUUGUGGUGUCCACGACCGGUUCUGGGGUUGAACCACGAGCGAUGACCGCUCUCUGGAACAUGCUCCUGCGAUCCGAACUACCAGACGACUUAUUCGAGGGCCUACCAUUUACUGUAUUUGGCUUAGGAGAUACGGGGUAUGAAAAAUUCUGCUGGGCAGCCAAGAAGCUCUCCAGGCGGAUGAAAACCCUGGGGGCUACAGAGAUUUGUGAGCGAGGGGAAGGCGAUGAGCAAGAUCCACUUGGAAUAGAUGGUGCCCUCUUCCCUUGGGUAGAAAAGCUGCUGGGUACCCUCUUGCAGCUCGCACCUCUACCCUCUCCAAUUGAACUUUCCGACACAUCCGAAUUGCCGCCACCGCGGGUUGCACUUGAAUCGGCUCAAGAUGUAACUUCUACAGACCCGGUGAGAGAAGAUACAAGAUAUAAUGAUGCUGUGGUGAAAACCAAUACCCGAAUCACCGCCGAAGACUGGUAUCAAGACGUCCGCCACAUUGAGUUUGAGUUCGAGGAUGAUAUCCGCUACAACCCCGGGGAUGUGGCCGUCAUCCACCCAGUAGCCUCACAGUCAGACGUGGCUGCAUUCUUAGAAGUGAUGAACUGGACUGAAUGUGCUGACGAACCUCUGACGGUUGUACACAAAAUGGCGGAUCAAUCACUACCGGAUUUCCUUCCGCAGAGGGUCACGCUGCGAACUCUCUUUACUCGAUACCUAGACUUCAAUGCAGUGCCGCGGCGAUCAUUCUUUCAGUACAUCCGAAACUUCACAACUGAUGAUUUGGAAAGGGAGAAACUAGACGAGUUUCUUACGGGACCAGAAGGGGCGGAAGAACUGUACGAAUACUGCCAGAAGAAACAUCCACACCAAAUGCACGUUUGCGUCGCCAUCGUAAAGUACCGCACAAAACUCAAGAUACCUCGGCGAGGGGUCUGCAGUACCUACCUAGCAAGCCUGCAGCCUGGCGAUAAACUUCGGAUCGGAAUUCUCAAAGGCCUAAUUAAGCUUCCUCCAAAUUACCAAACGCCCGUCAUCUGCGUCGGACCUGGCACAGCCAACACGCUCUAUUUCGGAUGUCGGUCAGAAGAUAAAGAUCAGCAUUAUGGAGAAGAGUGGAGAAGGUUGAGCGAGAGCCAAGAACUUGUGUAUCGAACGGCGUUCUCGAGAGACGGGCCUGAGGGUGUGAAGAGGACGUAUGUGCAGGACAGGAUUCUGGAAGAUGCGGAGCGGAUCUGGAGGCUUGUGGGAGAAGAAGGGGCAUGGGUCUAUAUUUCCGGGUCAUCGAAUAAGAUGCCUAUAGCGGUGAAGGAUGCUAUCGCGCAGGCCGUACAGAACGAUAAUUAA